UCACCUCAGCUUUUAUUAAAAUUUACAAGGGUUAUUUACAGCUUUUCUUCGAUUCCUCAGGGUUUCUGAGGAUUUAAAUUUCUGUGAUUCCUCAGGUUUACCUGUAUUUUUUGAAAAUGUUUUCAAAAAAUUAUUGGAACUUGGUACUUCAACUGAUUUUUCGAGGCGAUAAUUUUUUUUCUAUCUACAAUUUCCUGACGUAGGUUGAUUUCGACUCAUGUGGUAAUGAAAAAGAAGUAUUUAUGAAGAGAUUUACCAGAAUUUGAGCCACACAUCCGAGUGAAAUGAAGGUAAAAUGAUGAUUGGACUAUACUGGGUGUUCUCGGCGUGCGCACUGAUUAUCCAGGCAAACGGCGUCGACGCCCCACCGCUUCCAUUUCUCUGACAUGUGUGUUUCCAUGCAGUUGCGUGGUUUUUCGCCUUUACACCCGAUACGUGACCCCAUCCCAACAACCGGCGAGUCUUGCGAGUCUUGCCCGUCUUGCCCGUCUUGCCGGUGUGCUACAGGCCACAGUCACUCCCGAGGCACACGUUACGACGGACAUCGCUGUCUCUAUCCGUAUCUACUUAAAAUAAAACCUCACCAAGUGUGUGUUUUUGUUUUGUGGGAGAAGCCCACCAACACAACACAACCCGACCCAACCCAACCCAACUCAACUCAACUUAGAACCCCAAUUAAGUGUUGGUUCAAAAAUUCAGACUUUCAUAAGUGCCACCACCAGCAAUGGCUGAGCUACUCUCUAAGAAAUCCUCAAAUGUAGUAAGUACAAAAAACGAUGUUUGCAGUGUCAAAUCUAACAAUGGUUUGAUAGAUCUCGAUAUAACCCCAAGUAACAAUCAGCUAUUAAACCUGUGUGACGACGAGGAUGACUUAAUACUAACGAACAAUACAAAAAAUGAGCUCACCCCUGAGGAUAAAAGUCUCCAAGAGCUUAUCGAGAGUGAGUUAGCCCUUAGAAUAUGCUCAGAACCUUCCCCUGAAGUUGAGAUGCUGGCUACUGAAGAUGAUCAUCACCAGCCGUCAAUCUCGAUUAAAAAGAUCGUCAUUGAACCUCGCCAGGAUUUGCUAGACAUCAACGCAGAGUUCAUAGGUGCAGAAAUUGAUCAUUACAACAUUGUAGAGGACCCCUACACCUACAGAAAUGGUCAUACUAGCCCCAUUAUCACUGAUUCUCAUUCACCCGAGUCAAAAGAGCCGCUGGACCUAAUUGAUGCUGAUUUGGAUCAAGUAUACACUGAUAAUCUCCGAGGAGCAACAAUAAGAUCAAGUGGCAGCGCCACAGAAUCACUCCUUGACCUAGAAAAUUAUGGAGAUCUUAUUCAGAAUUGUCAAACAGAACAGUCAGUAACUGCUGAUCCGUUUGAAAUGCCACCUGAAGUGACAAAUGAUUUGGAUCAAGAUCUUAAUCCCAUCGACUUUGACAAAACUCAACCGUAUGAGUUGGAAUCUGAAGUUGAUAAUGGAAAACCUCAUCAUGUAGACCCUGAGGAGGAUGAACUUGGUCUUGGGGAGCUUGUUAGCGAAGUUUAUCAGCCGGAUGAGAGGAAAAAGAGUGCAAGAGACAUGUGGAUGGAUGAAAUAGACCGAGUCGAUCAGGUUCACCACAUCUCCGAUAAUCUUGCACUUCACCCCAGUAGUGAAAUUACAUAUGAAUAUUCAUACGGUUUAUCACCUGGGUUUGAAACAAUUAGUGCCCCCGAAGAACCGCAGACGGACGAUUAUGAAGAACAUUGUCAAGAAAAUAUAGAGAAUAAUGUGGAUAUUCUUGAGUUUGAAACUGAAGUAUUAGAACCUGGAGAAUUGCUGGGGAAAACGUCAGGUAUUUCGAAAGAUGCUGGUGUUUUUGGUCCUUUGAUGACAGGGGAGAGAGAUCCGGUUAUGGUGGAUGAUCAAUUCUCUAACGAAGAGAUCAAAGAGACCAAGAUUGAUGAACAAGAUUUUCAUAUCGGUGAGGUUGACGAGGUUGAAAAGAAAAAUGAAAUCACAGCGGAUAUAAGCCCCUCCCAGGAUGAUGUAGGAAGCUAUAUUAUCAAUCCUUCCAAACAAUUUAAUGAAGAGGUCCUCUGUAGAACCACAACCGACCCAAUUUUAUUAGAAGAACGGACGGACAAGAGCCAAAUCGUUGAGGAAAAUGAAGUGUUUGCUCGAAGCGAAGAAUUGGCAGAGACUGACAAAGCUAAUCCGACUAAAAAAGAUAGUGUGCCUGAGAAAUGCUUAAGUUCACCCUCGGUGGCUCCCUUAGCAACUCCAGACGACGAGAGCAGCGAUUUGUCUAAUUCGUGUGAUAGCGAGAAUCAUGAAGAGGUGAUAACAACAAGUACAGUAACCUCGUCCACUUCCAAAAGCAUUACGAAGACCAAAAAAAAGAAGAUCGAGGGGAGUAGCAACGAUGCAUUGCAAAUCAGCACUCCAAAGACAAAGAAGACUAAAAAGAGCAAGAAGAAUGACCUUGAGAAAGAAAAUAUUUCAGUGAAUGUUAAUGCCGAAGAAAAAAGCAUGCAUAGCAAUCAGCGAGUCCAGCACUAUCCGGAAGAGUUCUCUGACGAAGACGAUCUGUCUAACGUCAAUGUCAAAUCCCUGACACAGUGUUAUGUGUCGGAGACGAGUAAGAACGAGAACGAAAAGUCGAACAAGGAAGUAAUCGAGACCGGAGUGUCCAUCAAACAGUUGUGCCGAAGCUUUGGUGACAUAUCGAAUGCAAAUGAGGCAGAUUAUGGAACGACAGGACAUGGAAAACAGAGUAUGGAGACACAGGAGAAAGCUAAAUCAAUGGAUGACCUUAGAGUCUAUGACAGAUCGAGGAAAUUUGCUAAAGACGCGUCGGUCUUUGCUAGAGUAUCGGUCACAGCUCUCAGGGCAUCCUACUGUAGCUUGGCAAAUUUAACGAGAAGCAUUGAGCAGGAAUCGAGAUCACGUCCGAAGUUCCUUGGAGUCGAGAAAUCGAGUUUCAAUAAAUUCGACGCCCUGACCAAGAAGAACGUCCUUCACGUGCGUUCGGUGGAUGCUUCAAAAGUCCAUCAGCAGUUGAACUCAGUGGGCCAAAAUGGCGAUGCGAAUCCCAACUGCCGCAGCUGUGGCAAGGUCGUAUUCCAAAUGGAACAGACGAAGGCCGAGGGACUGGUGUGGCACAAAAACUGCUUCCGAUGUGUACAGUGCAGUAAGCAGCUGAAUGUCGACAAUUACGAGAGCAACGAGUGUAUCCUCUACUGCAAAGCGCACUUCAAGGAGCUGUUUCAACCCAAACCGGUUGAAGAAUCGGAUCAACCUGUGAGACCGAGAAAACCAGAGAUGAUCAUACGUGAGAACCAGCCAAAAGAGUUGCCACCCGAUGUGGUCAGAGCAUCUGACAAGCCUGACCUUGGACUCGAGGAGCUGUCUUCGCUGAACGUUAAAUCACGCUUCCAGGUAUUUGAGAAGUCCGAAGCCGAGAAGAACGAGAUUGAACGAUCGCCCUCACAGGUCGCUGUUAAGAGGUCACCGAGUAUCCUCAGCAAGCUCGCUAAAUUCCAGGCAAAGGGAAUGGAUAUUGGCGUAGCUGACGAGUCAUUGAACGGUAUACCAUACGAGGAGACCAGCGAGAGUGAAGAGGAAGAGGAGGAAGAGGAAACUGAAGACUCUGAGAUAGUAAAAUCGAAACGUACAACUCGCGAGCGUCCAAUGAGCUUCAGCAAGAUGGACGAUAUGAAGAAUCGCUGGGAAGUCACAAGCCAGCAGGGAAGAAGGGAGUCACAACGAGAGGCUCGUAAAGAGGAGAUGGCUGGCAUUCGAUCAAGACUCUUCAUGGGCAAACAGGGCAAGAUGAAGGAGAUGUACCAGCAGGCAGUUGCAACAAGCGAAAAGGUCACAAAGAUUAAUCCCGCUGAAGAGAUUCAGAAUUCCACUCUUGCAAGAUCGAUUAAAGAGCGAUUCGAGAGGGGCGAACCUAUUAUUGUUGAUGAGGACGAGACGGACAAUAAACCAAAAGCAGAAAAACCAGAUGAGGAUGUCAUUGCUGCUGGUAUAAGCAGGAAAUCCCGCUCUCUAUUUUUGGAAUUGGAUGCUACUGCAGCUAAGACCGGACGACCUGUGACGCCUGUUAAUCCUAAAACACCUACUGAGACACCGAGACGUGCACGAGAUGCGUUCAUGGGACGACAGGUAUCAGACGAUGUGAUUCGAAGCACAGACACAACUGCAGAAAUUCAGGUGGAAACAUCUGACAUCACCAAUAAGUUUAAAUUUUUUGAAACAUACCGGGAGCCCGAAAAGAUGAGAAAACAGUUCCGAAUAACACCUCCGCGUGACGGACAGGUCAAGGUGAAUUCACCAGAACGCGAAAUUUAUCGUGAUCCUGACGUCGUCAGAGCAGACGAUAGAGUGGACGAAGUCGUUCAUACAGACACUGCACGAAAAAUGCUCUCUAUCUUCAGACAAAUGGAGGAAAAAGCGACUAAAGAAGACUUACCCGAUGGACCGAAGCCUCUGAAACGCUUUACUCCACCACCUGAAGACAAAUAUGCCAGGCCAACUGCAUCAGACUCUGAAGACGAAGAGGAAGAAGAAGGAGAGGAGUCUGGAAGUGAUGAGGAGAGAGAUCCCAAUUAUGUCAGGGCUUCCGAUAAGGUCGAAGAUGAAUUCUUAAAACAAGCUCAGAAUGCAGCAAAAGCAAAGACACUUCGCGCUAAGUUUGAGCAAUGGGAAACGACUGAUGGAAAAACAACGAGUCAUCAUGUUGCCGAGAUGGAUCUUGCUCAGACAGCAGAUGGUGAGCAACAGAGCAUAGAGUCUGCAAGAAGUCUCAGGGCCAGAUUUGAGUCUCUUGGAUCACAACCUGCUGAAGCACCACGCGCUGCCAAAGUCAAAGUCAACAGAUUUGUGGAAAUUCAAACUGCCUGUACUGAUGUCUGUGAAAGCUGCGAGAAGAAGGUUUAUCCAUUGGAGAAGGUGGAGACGAAUAACAAAAUAUUCCAUAAACAUUGCUUCCGAUGUUUACAGUGUAACUGUGUUUUGAGAAUGGAUACAUUUACCCUGAACAAUGGUAAACUCUACUGCAUUCCCCACUUCAAGCAACUCUUCAUAGCCCGUGGUAACUAUGACGAGGGCUUCGGCGUUGACCCCCACAAGAACAAGUGGUCAACGACCACCAAUUCAUCAACAACUGCCCCAACCACCAUCGUGGCUAACGGCGGGGCAACACCAGUGGCCAAUCAGGUCUGAUGUCGAUAUUAAUUCGUGCUCUCUAAUUUAAAAAAUUGAGUCACAAAUAAUACAGACACUGCGAUUUAUGUUGGCCAGAGAGUUGGGCAAACAGAGGAGUCAAGAUACAGAGUUAAAGCAAAUAUAGCAUCAAUCAAAAUUGCUCAAUUUGUUGAUCAGAUUCUAUGCGUGAAGACACUAAUUAUUCAACGGAGAAUAUUAUUUUCAUUCACAAUCAUUGAAUUCCUGAUGAAAAUUAAAUGUUUAAAUUUUUGUGUGGACUUGAAAGUGAUUUUCCGGAUCAAUUUGGGAUGUAUUUAACAAUCCAUUUUGAUUUGAUCAAGUGAAUGAUUUAUGUAUGAAACCUUACAACUAUUUAGAGAAAAUUUAUCAAAUAGUUGGGAAUUAUUUUUUUCGGAUGGGAUUUCCUUGAGCGGAAUACAAUUUUUUUUUUAACUUAAACACGAAAAUUUGGAAACGUUCAAAGAAACUAGUGAAUAUGAUAUUGCUAUCUGAAUUUUUCGUUUCACAAAUACUAUUAAUAUAUCAAUUAUGGAAAAAAAUACGCAGUGUGUUCCAAAUUACGCAAUCAAGUCUUCUAUAGGUUAUUUUGAAUUUAUUUAUGAUCUUUGAACGGUGAAUCCGUGCAAUUUGUAUUAUUAAUUGUCUUUUGGCUGUGCUUACUUAGUACGGCCGAUGCCUAUAUGACAAAAAUUUCCGCAAUACGUAAUUGUUUUUUUAAUUAAAAGAAAAAUCAAUCAACUUGCUACGAAAUAUUCAUUGAGUGGAUAUUCUCGUCUAAUUUAAUGGAAAACAUGCCAUGAAUUUGAUGAAACUUUAAGUGAUUAGUUGUCUUCUAUUUGUUUGUUGUUUUCCGCAGAUAAAUUAAAAUGAUAUAAUCGUCAUUGUUUUUCGUCCUGAAAUUGUAAACAGCAACGAUGUGAGACGACAUAUUUUAAUGAACUUGGCCUCACUAUGAGACUGCUCACUAUAAAAAAAGUCUCCAUGAUUUCGAUUACUGAAUACCACAUAAUGAAUUAUUUAAGUCUUAUUAAAGAGAUUUUUUUUCAAUCCCGUUAGGAGUAAUUUUUUUCCUCGACUGAUUCGGAGGGACAACUUAUAUGUAUUAUUCGUAUUUUUAAUUUCUUUGUUCAUUUUUUAUACGUUGUACUAUAUAUUUUCAUUUAUGCUCGUUUUUAUCCUUAUUGCAAAGAAAUUUCUAAGAGAAAAAAAGUGUGUUAGCCUCAUCAAUGUCAAUACAAUAUUUAAUUCUUUUAAA
Fopius arisanus is the source of this 6455-nucleotide messenger RNA. RefSeq names its product xin actin-binding repeat-containing protein 2. NCBI's taxonomy places the organism in Eukaryota, Metazoa, Arthropoda, Insecta, Hymenoptera, Braconidae. Gene Ontology annotation, molecular function: actin filament binding. The record is from RefSeq and is a predicted model, not a curated record. Gene Ontology annotation, cellular component: actin cytoskeleton; plasma membrane. The coding region runs from base 725 to 5197 and encodes 1490 amino acids. The transcript is spliced from 21 exons. Gene Ontology annotation, biological process: actin filament bundle assembly.